AUGUUUGGGGAACUAUCUCAAAUCGCUUCCUCUAAAGUGACUUUAAAAUAUUUGAUUGGAAUCAACUCGGAUAUUUCUAGCAAUGUUUUUUUUCUCGAUGAACGAACUAUCUUUUAUACUUGUGGUUGUUAUUGUGUCCUUUUUAACACCGAACAGAAAACCAUGCGAUUACUCAUAGCAUCAGAGAAAGGAACUAAAAUAACUGCCAUGGCUGUAUCUCCCAACCGUACCUAUUCGGCCGUUGCUUUGUAUUCCGAGAAACCAACUGUGAACAUUUUUAAUUUGUCAACUAUGCAGAAAAGGAACACUUUAGUUUGCCACAAAUUGCAUUCUUGUAAGAUCAUUAGUUUGUCUUUUUCAUCUAAUUCUCGAUAUCUUGUGGCCAUGUGUGACGACCCAUCACGAACCUUACUUUACUGGUCAUGGAAAAGAUCGAAACUACUUCUCACGACCAAAGUGACAGAUUCUGUGGCACCGGAGACUCUUUAUUGCCUUAGUUUCAACCCUCGAACACAUUUCAACGUGCAUAUAUUUGGCGACAAGUUCCUUAAAUUGGUCCGCUUCGAAGGAAACAGAAACAAACAAUUCAAUUUUCCGAAGAUCGUACCUCAAGACUUCAAAUGCUAUUGCUGGGAUGCGAACCAACGUCUUUUGGUGGGUACAGGCAGUGGCCGAGUGUUGUUUAUCGAAGAUAUGGAUUUAAGACUUGAAUUUAAUGUAUUCCAAUAUACGAAUAUUUCCGACGAAUCCGUCAUGUCGUGUGGAGUAACGGCUAUUACCAGUUAUUCUAAAGGAUUUAUUACAGCGUGUGGUAAGAAAUGUGUUCAGUUUUUUGAAAGAGAUGACGUCUGGGAUACUUACAAGUUUGUUAGGAAUGUUUGCCUUCCGCCAGAUGUUUUGGAAAACCGUGAUCUGUGUAAACAAAUUAUAAAAUGGAUGGUGGUGAAUCCAUCGGAGGACGCUCUCGUUAUUAGCACCAACAUGAAACAACUGUAUUAUACACCAGUUCAUCCAACAAAACAUAAGGUAACUGUGUUUGAUGUUUUAGUACAGCCUUUCCAUUAUAAAUCUAUCACUGGAUGUUGUGUCUGCUCGUGGAAGCCUCUCAUUGCAACCAGCUCUCUGGACGGUUCCAUAAAAUUGUGGAACCGCGAAACGUUUACCUUAGAAUUUUCUAAAAACUUUUCAGAAGAAGUAUACAGCAUAUCUAUGCACCCAACGGGACUAUUUCUUCUGGCAGGUUUCAGCGACAAAUUACGUUUCAUGUAUAUUCUUAGGGAUGACUUCAGACCGUUUAGAGAUAUCAACAUCCACAUGUGUACACAUUGCAACUUCAGUCGAGGUGGCCACAUGUUCGCGGCGGUCAACAACAACUUUAUACAGGUAUACUCGUCGAUUACUUUCGAAAUGGUGACCAACCUGAAAGGUCACACCGGUAGAGUUCAAGCUACCGCCUGGUGUAUAGGUGAUAAUAAUCUAAUCUCAUGCGGCUUGGAUGGGGCAGUUUAUGACUGGGAAUUAAAAACCGGGAAGUUAAUCGGUCAGUGUGUCUUGAAAUCCUGCGCCUGUAACGAUGUUGCAAUUAACACCGAGUACAAAAAACUAUAUGUGGUUAGCUCGGAUCAUUCUUUGAAAGAAAUCCACAAAUCGAAUUUAAUGCAAACGUUUCCACCGAGUGAAUGUCUUUUCUCAUCAGUUGCUAUGUCUCGGUCCAAUACAAUGUUAUUUGUAGGAACUAAUAAUGGUUAUAUAAGAAGCAUGGAGUACCCUCCAAUACCAGGGGGAAGAUGGCUUGAUUAUCCUUGUCAUAGCCUCGAAACAACGCACAUGAUUUUCAUGACUGAUGAUCGAUACUUAAUUUCAACAUCAAGAGAUGCUUCAAUUGCAAUAUGGAAGGUUAAUGAUGAUGAUGAAGAUGAGAGUCCGGUAUAUGGCCAGAGUACCAUUUGGUCUGAAGAAAUUUUACUUCCGGCGGAAGAGUUAAAAGAAAAAAUGUGUUCAAUUUCGAAGCUGAAAUCCCGUGUCGAAGAACUUUCGCAGAAAAACGAGUACACAUUGCAACUCGAAGACAAUGACUUCAACGAAAAAAUAAAAGAGAUAGGCGAAAAUUAUAGUCAAGAAAUUGAAAAUUUGAAACUCAAAAAUGAAAUUAUAGAGGAAGAAAUUGUCAAAGAAAAAUCUAGGCAUGACAAAAAAAUGAGUGUAAUUAUUAACGAUCACUGCACACAAAUAGAAUCCAUCUGUUCUACUAAUGAGGAAAAGUUAAUGGUAGAAUAUGCAAAACAAAAAGAGCUUGAAGAUAAAUUAACAGAACUAGAAAAAGAACAAGAGCAAGAGAUACAGCAACUGGAAUUAACGCAAGUGAGUUUUGAAACACGAUUGACAGAUGAAUAUGAAAAGAAAGCCGAAGGUUUGGAGAUGAAAAUUUAUGAGUGCGAAGAAAAUUUAUCGACGCUGCAGAAAGAAUGCGAUAAAAUAGAGAAAUUGAUUGAAGAUGAUGCCGAAAAGGAAGCCAUCUCCACAAAAGUCGAAUAUGAAAAACUUUUGUAUGUCGAGAGAUGUGCCUUUUCUAGAAUAAAAUCCGAACGUAGCACUUUGCGGAAGAAACUCUUAGCUUUCCCUAAACAAUUAAAAGAAAACGAAGAUGAAUGCUGGAAGCUAAAGAUGGAAUUAGAAAAACUAAAGCUUAUUAAAAGUAAUCUAGAGGACGACAUAGUGAUCUUAAAGAAAGGAGUGAAGCUCCAAUCUCAAGGAUUAACUGAUGAAGACAAGCGUUUCUGCGAACAGAAGCUGAUGCAUGAAGAUGUCACGAAACUGAGAUGUAAAUUGGAAUGGGAAAAGAUUAUCGAACUCAGACAGCUUGUGGAAGAGAGGGAGACGGAAAUCAAUAAAACGAUGAAGCAAAUGGCUGGUAUGCGAAACCAGUUGGAAACCUUCACCUCGCAGUUUUUCAUAACGGACUAUAAUACAGCAGAAAUGAAGCUGAAAUUAGCGGCCACCUUUAAAAAGCUGGAUGAUGUUCGUAGAAAGCGACAACAGAAGACAAAAUUGUGGCUCAGGUUCUGUUCCGAUUUAAACGACCUCGUGUCUUUUAGAAUGCAAGAUCCACAGCAACUGAAGAACCGCAUAAAAUCUCUUUAUGAAAAAUACGUUGUUAAGAAUGUCGAUAAGCCCCUCAGUUUAGAUCCCAAUACGCUGAUCCAACGGGGUCGGCAGCGGAACCAUUUCGAAUAUACCAUACUCAAACUGAAAUAUACGUUGAAGUGCACCGCCAAAAAGAGCAAUCAGAACAAUCAACACCUGAUCAACAAACGUAAUAAUCUGGCAGCAGAGAUGCAGUCGAAGAGAGAAGAGAACAGUCAUCGUUUGCUUUCGAAAAUGGAGAGAGAGAAAUGA
This is a messenger RNA of Octopus sinensis (East Asian common octopus), 3396 nucleotides long. RefSeq names its product cilia- and flagella-associated protein 57-like. The transcript has a single exon. The coding region runs from base 1 to 3396 and encodes 1131 amino acids. NCBI's taxonomy places the organism in Eukaryota, Metazoa, Mollusca, Cephalopoda, Octopoda, Octopodidae. The record is from RefSeq and is a predicted model, not a curated record. Gene Ontology annotation, molecular function: protein binding.